AUGGUGGCGCAGCUUACUGAGAUCGCUGGGUUGCUGAAGAACUUCCGGCCGGAGCCGGGGCAGGAUGGGAGUCGUGGGCCCGGGGAGUCGGGAGACCUCGGUCUGGUGCCGGUGCAGUCGCCGUGGGGCGGGGGCGCGGGCGGGGGGGCGAGUGCGCCCGCGAGUUAUGUGUUUCCGGACGAGUACCAGCGGGUGGCACUACCGAGGUUGCCGAACGAGGACUUCAAAUUGUGGAUAACGGCGAUCAUCACCUGGAUGUACUCCUUCACCAAGAUGUAUUAUCCGCCGGAUGCGUUCGACGGCCACACCUUGCCGCCGGUGCCCGAGUAUCCCAACAUCUUCAACUUCUGUGAACUGAGGGUGAAUCUAUCCCGGCUUGUCCUGAGUGACGGAGGAUCUCUCCCCGGAACAGGAGAGUCGCGGGGCGGGAGAGGCAAGCGUUUGAGCACGUCAAGCGCCGAGACUCGUCAAGUACCGGAAGUGGCGGUGGUGGGGGCGGGAGUCGUGGUGGAGGGGGGUGCUCGUCGGCUGGUGGUCAGGGGGAUGGCGUCUCCCGUGGACGAGGACAGGCUGACGGUGGCGACGGUCUCGGCUCGUCGUCGACCGUGGUGGUGCGGGGUAGCAGCAACUAGGGGUGCGGGCUCCGCCAGCUGGCGGGGCCAACUCCUGUGUCGGCUCCAGCUGAGAGGCCGCAACAGCAGCCAGGUCAUAGGGAGAGGGCGUCCCGGGCCUUGGCUGUCGUGGGGAUCCGAGGCAAGCGCUGCGAGGGCUUGCCCGGAGUGGCUUCCGACUUGGAAUCAGAUCGUGGAGUUAGGCCCGAAGGAGCGCGAGUUGUGCUCCACCGUGCUGGCUUCGAGCUCGUCCGGCACGCACUUGCGCCAUCGUCUGAACGAACUUACCUGGGAUUUUUUGGAGCGUGGGUGAAGUUUCGAGAGGACGUCAUGGGGAGACCGGCGUUUAUGGUGCCGUCGUCUCCAUCGCCGGACAAUGUUUCGCAAUUGUUAGAGUACGUUGCGUACGCGUUCACGGUGUUGGGCGUGAGGCAGACUACGAUAGCUGGUCAUUUGUCUGCUGUUGAUUUUUUUCACCGCUUUUCAUGCGAUGGAAGUGGAUACAUGCCAUUCAUUGAUCAAGCAGGCGCUCAAAGGGGUGGCACGAGGGCAUGCUGGUGUAGGUGUGCAGCAACGGGUGCGACGUCCAGUUUCGUGGUCGAUGCUGAAGGAAGGAGGGCGUCUGGUGCCACAGUGGGGCACGGGUGGGCGCGUGUUGUUUCUGGCGCUGAGUGCUUCAUUUUUUUUCUUGAUGUCGGCAUGUGAAAUGUUCGCUGGGUACUCGUUGGUCAUGGGUUCUUGUCAUGGGUUGCGUCGGGGGGACGUGGCGUUUUUCUUGGAUUCUCACCAGCUGCCUCAUGAACGUAGGGUAGAGGCCGACAGAGUCGAGGUGCGGUUUCGGUCGUCGAAAGGCGACCAGUUUCGGAAGGGUGCCGUGUGUACGCGGGCGAGGCCGGGGCCUCCCCAGUCUGUGGAGUGUGGGAGGGGUGCAGUCGAUGGGCANAUGAUUGAACUCCUUUCAUGCUUCCCUGUUCUCCCUUCGUCUGCUCCGUUAGUCGCGUUCGGAACCGGGGAGGGGCGAUGGUCCGUGUGGACUCGUCGUCACGCGACGGAAGCGCUGCGGCAAGUCGUGUCGUUGGCGGGUCUGCCGUCGUCCGAGUACGCGUUGCACUCCCUUCGGAUUGGGGGCGCCACGUACUUGGCAGCGGGGGGAGCGUCGCCAGAAGUUCUGAGACGAGAGGGGAGAUGGACUGGGGAAACGGAGUAUCGGCCGUACGUAAGGAACCAUGAGAAAGAUGCACAGUGGUUUCUAGUACCUUGGCAUCGAAGGGUGAUACAGUGAGGCAACCGGGACAGGGUACAGAGUGGGGUGACGUAGUCCCAGAGGAUGGUGAGGGCAAGCCGUAAAAGGAGGGCGUGGAGUGUGUGUGAUGAGGGUAUAUUGGUCGGUAUAAUAGUGGGAACCACGGUAGGGGGGGAGAGAGAGUACAGAGGAUCAGUACGGUAAACCAGUCCGCGGUUAGGUUGGGGGCAGGCAUGACUUUGAGAGUAUGCCCGAUGGUGCGGUGACUGGAUUAUACUGAUGGUGUUGUGGACGGGGAUAGGUUGAGAUCCCCGAGUUCCACUCUUCUCUCCCCCCCCUGUUCAAGCGUGGUGGGGUACGACCAAUUAAUGCAAUUUCGAAAGCAACGAACAAAGCAGAAGAUUGCAGAGGCAGAGGCGUUGAAGUGUGAAUUUUGUGAGGAGCGGAAGAUGAAAUAUCUGUUGGCCAGUCAGAGGGCAGCAGCAUGGAGUCAGCGUGAAGUGUCUGAAAGCUGACUAAGAAGAGUAGGCUUGGGGGCACUUGUUGGUCUGCCCCAAGGAAGUACGUGGGACGCUGCUGCAGCCAAGCGGUAUUUCGGAGGUGAUCUAUUUCUUUCCCUCCCACACACCCUUUUGCUUUUGG
Ectocarpus sp. CCAP 1310/34 is the source of this 2496-nucleotide messenger RNA. The record is from the annotation of a GenBank genome assembly. Lineage: Eukaryota; Phaeophyceae; Ectocarpales; Ectocarpaceae.